Molecule: messenger RNA, 1870 nt
Organism: Neurospora crassa OR74A
Lineage: Eukaryota; Fungi; Ascomycota; Sordariomycetes; Sordariales; Sordariaceae
Exons: 2
Coding region: 87-1262 (391 amino acids)
Biological process (GO): maturation of SSU-rRNA from tricistronic rRNA transcript (SSU-rRNA, 5.8S rRNA, LSU-rRNA)
Cellular component (GO): nucleolus
Source: RefSeq, a predicted model, not a curated record
CCAACCCGCUGCAACAUAAUCGCAACACCAACUUAAUUUCAACUGCAUACCGUCUCGUAUCUCGUCGUCGAACGUCGUCUUAAAAAAUGCCGUCAGCCACACUACUAGGAAAGCGUAAAAGCAUAGCCGCCCAGCCCGAGGCGAAGAAGAAAAAGCGAGUUGCGGAGGACCUUGAGGUCAAGAGAAAGAAGCAGAAACUCGCCAAAAAGGAGGAAAAGCCCGUGAAGAAGGCAAACGAAGAGGAAGAAGAGGAACAACAAGAUAUCAGCGACGCGCUUUCCGUUUUCCAGCGCGCCUUUGAGGCUCGGUUCAAACCAAUUGCUUCUGCUCCUGCUACCACUACCACAACAAAGGCCGAGAAAUCAAAGUCGACCAAAAACAAGACAAGGAAAGCCCAAGAGGAUGGGGACGGCGUCGGUGAUAAUUUGGACGAGGACCAAAUACUUGAGGACGAUGAUGCGGUAGAUUCAGGCUCGGAAGACGACUCUUCCGGCUUAGAGGAUGAGGAGGAUUAUAGUGGCAGCGACAGUGAAGAGGAGGAAAAGGAUGAUGAGGAUGCCCCUAAGGUAAUGGUGGUGGACUACUCAAAGGACCCGUCAAAGGUGGAUACGUCCAAGAUGUCAAAGAAGGAGCUAAAAGCUUACUUGUCCUCCAAACCCCCCAACGCCAUCCUCGACUCCAACUCCCAAACAAACGGCACCAAGGCCAAAAAAGACAAGGAUGGUGAGGGUGAGGACAGCGCCGCAUUCCUCGCCAACGACCUCGCUCUCCAGCGCCUCAUCGCCGAGUCGCACAUCCUCUCCGCCGCCGGCGGCAACGCGUCGCACUACCUCUCUAGCGCCGCCGCCGAAACCGAUAAGAACACGCGCGCCUUCGCCGAGGGCCGCAUCCGCAAAAAGACGACGGACAUGCGCAUGCAAGCGCUUGGGGCAAAGGGCAGUGUGCUGGAGCAGGAGAAGAUGCCGAUGAACAUGCGCAAGGGCAUCAAGAAGGCGUCAGAGACGUACGAGCAGAAGAGGAGGCGGGAGGCCAGGGAGAAUGGCAUCAUCCUGGAGAAGGCGUCCGGCAAGGGCAAGGGUACUGUGAAGAAGAGGAGUGGAGGAGACAGGCCGGUGGAUAUGCCUGGUAUAGGAAAGAUGAGGGGCGCACAACUUACCAUCAGUUCAAGAGAGAUCAGGAGUAUGGAGAACUCGGGACCUGUCGGGAGAGGAGGAAGGGGAAUGGGUGGAAAGGCUAAGGGCGGGCAUAGGAAGAGGAGGUGAGGAGCGCGUUUUGGGCCUGUGCCUCAUUGAUGAUUCUUGCCUUUUGGGUCAGGCGAGGUUCUGGUUCUCACCUGCGCUGGACCCCCUCUUUACGUCCUUGCCUCGUGCUCGCCGUGGACGGCAUGGCCGGGAGGACAAGACAUCCCGGCGCGUUUUACAACUGUGUCAGGCGAUCAUAUUUGAGUCGUUGUCAGCCUGGUGCCGGAUGUUUUGAGCACAUGCUUCCACACCGGUUCGGAAGGGCUCUGAUACAUCUUGAGCCUUUCUCGCAACUAGCUCACCCUUGGGCAGGCCUUCAAGUUCCCUCGGGCAUCAGUCUUGCUGAGGCCACGCUGCAAACAUUGUGGAAAUGACGCAGCUACCUCUUUGACUCAUCAGCAUUGAAGCGCAACCUCAUGAUUCGAGAUGGUGGGCGACACUUCGAUGCAGGGAGCAAACACGAAGAGACCAGUCAGUCCUUGCUAUCAUCACGACGGAGCAACGUUCGUGAAUCAACUUUAUAUGCAAACCGAGCACCUACCCCAAUAGCUACAAUUCAGUCUAUGUGCGGACAGCUCAUGACCAGUUACGAAGGUCAAAUUCUUAGAAAGAUUUUCUUUUCUCUCUUU